Messenger RNA from Didymodactylos carnosus, 543 nucleotides. Lineage: Eukaryota; Metazoa; Rotifera; Eurotatoria; Philodinida; Philodinidae. The record is from the annotation of a GenBank genome assembly.
AUGGAAUGGUAUACAAUCCUAUUAAUUAUUUUAAUUAUUUUGUUAACAAUCAUCAUUAUAAUACUGAUUAUUUGUUCUUUUAUUGGAAAAAGUUGUAUAUUCACGGUUGAAAAACGAACAACGAAACCACCUGACACUCAAAUAACGGUUCAGCCAUCAGAAGCGGCCAAACGUCGUCGAUAUCCAUUUCUAAAAACGAAAACGGCAAUUGUACCUCCACCACCCGAAGAAAAAAAGAAGAGUAUACAAUUUUCGGUUGGAAUUGGUAAAGAUAAUAAAAACGUUAUUCAAUCACAGGAACAACAACAACCACUGUUGACUUCUCAACAGGAACAGCAGCCACCAUUAUCUAUCAGAGAAGUGAAAAAACAGCAUAAAUUGAAAGAGAAAGAAGAAAAAAUUCAGCGAAAAUUAGAUGAACAACGGCAAAAGGAAUAUGAACAAAAAUUAGCUGAAAAACAGAGAGUGCUCGAUGAACGAAAACGUAUGAGGGAGGAGCUAAAAAAGAAGUACAAUCUGCCUUCCUUAUCAGCAGAAGUCUAG